AUGAGCAGACGUUCCUUAAUUCCGUUAAUGAUCACCAUGUGCUGGUUGGGAGUAUUGAUGAUGAUGUUGGUGGGAGUGAUUCAUGGUCAGGACUUUUCUCAACUCGUUCAACGCGAGGCAGUACCUUCAGACUUGUCUUCUUUGAAUCCGAAAAUGAUGAGAGGUGAAAAUACAUGGUCUUCCUUAAUGAGAGCUCGUGGCUCCGGUGCAAGCUGUACCUAUGACAAUACCAAUGAAAACGAUAAGAGAUUUGUCUGUAAUGUAACCUUUGAAAAGAAGAUCCUCACCAAGAAGGUCCAUGUUUCAGCAACUGUAAUUUUAACCGCACACAUCAAGACCCAAACCAUCGAUGUUGAGGUUCAGGUCUCCGGAAAGACCUUGUACAAGAAGUCGUAUCCAAUGAACGCUGUGAAUAUCCCUCCAUUCUGUGUCUCUUUGAUUGUAGAUGUCAAUUUAUGUUUGGCUUUGAAAGACAUCAAGUUUAAUACCAAUGCUCCAGGUUGUGUCGUGUUUGAUUUGAGUGCGUAUUUGGAUGCCUUUGGAGUGAAACAAAACAUAGUGACCCAACAAGUUGGAUGGAACGUGAAUGCAUGUAAGAAUACUAGAGCUGUCAAUUUAUUCUUGCAGCCCACAUCUUUUCCAUAA
Molecule: messenger RNA, 645 nt
Organism: Naegleria lovaniensis
Lineage: Eukaryota; Heterolobosea; Eutetramitea; Acrasida; Naegleriidae
Exons: 1
Coding region: 1-645 (214 amino acids)
Source: RefSeq, a predicted model, not a curated record